Molecule: messenger RNA, 1602 nt
Organism: Trichosporon asahii var. asahii CBS 2479
Lineage: Eukaryota; Fungi; Basidiomycota; Tremellomycetes; Trichosporonales; Trichosporonaceae
Exons: 3
Coding region: 1-1602 (533 amino acids)
Biological process (GO): mannan biosynthetic process
Cellular component (GO): Golgi apparatus
Molecular function (GO): alpha-1,2-mannosyltransferase activity
Source: RefSeq, a predicted model, not a curated record
AUGACCGCGGCGACAGCCUACCCCCCAGCAGCGGGGGGCAGUCACGACCCCUCCUCCUCGGGCGUCCGCGGCGGCCUCCGCUUCCGCAUGCGACCAGUCCAGGCUGCCCUGCUCUUCGCCGUCGUCGUCCUCCUCCUCUCUCCAGCCUUCAUCGGAGAGGACAGGCGCGACCACCUGCGUUCCUACGUCGCCGCUACGAUCCAGAAGACCGGACCUCAGCAGAUCGCCCAGCCCACCGGAGGGCUGGACCCGCGUGUCGUGCCGCUGACGCUCGAGGCGAGGUUGGAGCACUUCCUCUCGCGUCCCGCGCUCGACCACGGCGAGUCUGAGAUUGUCAACGCCUACCAGUGUCCGCACUACACGUUCAGCCGCGACACCUACUUCUUCCACGAGGCGGAUGGGGGCGCACGCAUUGAGCGAUGGAAGAAGCUCGACAAGAACGCCGUCAAGCUCGCGCGCAGCAAGAUUAUUGAGUACUUCAAGGAGCUGGAUAAGAAGAAGGUGCCCCUCAUCUGGGACCGGAGCAUGGAGAAGGACACGCCGGCGCACCUCCGUCGAGGUAUUAUCUACACUGGUGGUGGACACUGGAAGGACAUUGAGCGCCUGCGGUGGUCGCUGGAUGUGCUGCGCAACGUGCUCAAGUCGACCCUGCCCGUGGAGAUCUACCACUACGAGGGCGAGUUCAGCGACGAAAAGCUGCGAAAGGAGUUCAUCGACGACUACGGUGUCACGCUCGUGCAGUCCUCUGCGAAGAAGACGGACGGCAAGGCGUGGCAGAUCAAGAACGCCGCGUUCGUCGACACGCGCUUCACCCAGUUCGUGUACAUGGACAGCGACAACAUUCCGCUCUCUGACCCGGCCGAGCUCUUUGAGAGUGUCGAGUUCAAGCAAGGAGGGAGCGUGUUCUGGCCCGAUCUGAACAAGGACCAUCCCGAGAACGCCAUCUGGAGAGUGCUUGGACGGGACUGUUCCGAUGAGCACUGGCCCGCCGAGAGCGGACAGGUCCUCUUUGACAAGAGCGCGAACAAUGGGCUGAACCUCGCCGUGCUCCAUCUCAGCAACCACAUGAUGCUCGAGAGCGACUUCUACGGCGCCCGCGCGUCUCCCCGACUACAGACACCAGCUGUCCACCCCCUGACUAUACAGCUAACCAUCAGCGCUACUCGCGGCUACCAGCGGAUGGACGCGCGGUCUGAUCCCGACUUUUUCUGCGGCCACUCCCUCCUGCAGUGGGCCCUCACGCCUCCCUCGGCAAAGCACGACGCAAACUUUGAGCCCAAGCCCGGAUUCCUGCACACCAUCCUGCUCAAGGCGCGCUACGGGCUGCAACCUGACAAACUGCUCAGCCACGUCAAGCGCCCGCGCCUGAACCAGAUCAACGACGAGCGGCUCGUACGCACACUGUACCAGUUCACGGGGGAGUGUUUCGCAAUCGACCUCAAGGGGCCUGAUGGCGCGCCCAACGCGUCCAACUCGUAUGGAGACGGACAGGGCGUCGAGAUCCAGACCUUUGAGGAGGUGCUGAGCUACAAGCCCGAGGUUUGGGAGUGGAUUAGGGAUAAUUCGAAGAAGAUUGCCGGCAUCAAUGUGCCCGGCGAGUAG